CCGGACCACUGAAGCGGGAAGGAUUUACUCACAGCUCGUGCAAGAUCGGAAGACUUCAAUUUUGGAGAAUCAGUCCAGAGAGAAUGAGGUGUCGCUGGGUGAAGCAUGAGCUGUCAGAGGAUCAGUCAUAAGCGGCUGUCUCUGCUAUGGGAGGGGGCGGCUCUCAGCCUCUGGAUCUGCUGCUGCUGCUCCUUUUGGACCUCCGGGCCCACCGCCUCCGCGUCCGCCGCGGCCGGUGGAGCUGCAGCAGGACACGGCGACGGCACCUCCGGAUCCCUGGGCUGGCUGCUCUCCGAUAAAGGACCCUUCCAGCAGUCCUUGGAGUUCACGGAGGCUGCGGAGAGAUACCAGCAGGGUUACAGCACCAGAUACAAGAUCUACAGGGAGUUUGGUCGAUGGAAGGUCAACAGCCUGGCGGUGGAGAAGCGGGACAGUCUCAGUGGCAGCGGAGGCCUCGCUCUUCCACUCGACCCGGACUUCAUGCACACCAUCCGGCAGCUGGGGAGGCGUCCAACCCUCCAGACAAUCACAGAGAGUCUAAUCAAGAAAUAUGGCACCCACUUCCUCCUCUCGGCCACUCUGGGAGGGGAGGAGGCUUUGACAAUAUUUGUGGACAAGAGGAAGCUCAGCCAAGAGUCAUCGUCCUCUGGGGUCGAAGGCAGCAACAGGAGCUCAAACAGUACGGGAACGGUGACCCUGGAGGCCCUUCACCAGCUGGCUGCUUCCUAUUUCACUGACAGAGAGAGCACCCUGCGACGGCUGCACCACCUCCAGAUCGCAUCCACUGCCAUUCGGGUGACAGAAACCAGAACCGGGCCCCUCGGGUGCAGCAACUAUGACAAUUUGGACACAGUCAGCUCCGUCUUAGUCCACAGUCCAGAAAACAAAGUCCAGCUGCAAGGGCUGCAGGUGAUCCUGCCCAGCUACCUGCAGAGCCGCUUCAUUCAGGCAGCUCUCAAUUACAUCGGCUGUAAAUCUGAGGGUCAGUUUGUGUGUCAGAACAGCGACUGCUGGUGUGAGUGCAGUGUGGACUUCCCUCAGUGUAACUGUCCUCACGCUGAUCUGGACACUCUGGAAAAUAACCUGCUGCGCCUCGCAGACGCCUGGAGGCGGACCAACCAGGAGUUUGAGGAAUCAGAAGAGUUUCAGAGCUUUGUUGGGAAACUGCCAAGCCAUUACGCCGUAAACACAUCUGUCGUGGAACACUUGUGGAGGACGGACGCCAGCUUGUCCCAACGCUACAGGCAGCUGGAGACAAGCAGCGACCAGCUUCUCACCAAAGCCCGCCGCACCGCUAACAAGCUCUUCAGCCUCAGCAAGAGGUGCCGAAAACAGCCCAAAGUCGUCCUACAGAGGCCGAGGCCUCUGCACUACUGGCUGACCUACGCCCUCUCCGUGCUAUACUGCAGCGAGAACAGCCAGGUGGGCGUGUUCAGCGAUGAGAGCCGCAGCUGCUCCUGCCCCUACACCCACCCGCCCUGCCAGGCCCUCAUGCCCUGCUCAGUUGGCGAUGGUCCCCACUGCGCCUCCUGCUCCAUGGAGAACCGCACACGAUGCUCCAGCUGCAACCCCGGUUUCACCCUGACCCAAGGAGCCUGCCGUCCCGCCGUGCCCGACCCAACAGACCCGUACCUGGGCAUGGAGAGUGACAGAGACCUGCAGGAUUUGGAGCUGCGCUACCUUCUGCAGCGGCAAGACCCUCGCAUCGCUCUGCAUGCCGUGUUUGUGAGCAACGACGUGCGUGUGAACACUUGGUUUGACCCGUCCUGGAGGAAAAGAAUGCUGCUCACACUCAAGAGCAACCGGGUGAAGUCUAACCGUGUUCACAUGCUGCUGGGACUCACCCUGCAGUUCUGCCUCACCAGAAACAGCACGCUCGAGCCAGCAAUGUCUCUGUUUGUGAAUCCCUUCGGGGGCAGCCACUCAGAAAGCUGGACCAUGCCUAUAGGUCAGCACGGAUACCCAGACUGGGAGCGGACCAGGCUGGAUAUCCCUUUGGACUGCUAUAACUGGACGUUGACUCUGGGAAACAGAUGGAAGAGCUUUUUUGAGACUGUUCAUUUUUACCUGAGGAGUCGUAUGAGAGACUCUGUGGGAGUGACAGGAGGAAACAAGAACACAACAGUGUACUACGAGCCUCUGGAGGCUACAGAACCAUCGAACAACAUCGGCUACAUGAAAGUGAACAGCAUGCAGCUGUUUGGAUACAGCGUGCACUUUGACCCCGAGGCCAUCCAGGACUUGAUUCUGCAGAUAGACUAUCCAUACACUCAGGGAUCACAGGACUCAGCCCUGCGGCAGCUGGUAGAGCUACGCUACAGGGUUAACCGCCUCUCGCCUCCAGGGGCUCAGCACGUGGAUCUGUUCUCCUGUCUGCUCCGGCACAGACUCAAACUGUCGAGUGCAGACGUGAGCAGGAUACUCACCGCCCUGCAGGCUUUUAGUGCCAGACAACCAAACCAUGUAGAGUACGAGGCAAAUAAACUGUGCAGCUAAUGGACACUAUUUGAUGUUUUCUACAAUUUCCUCGCCACAGACAGGCUGUUGUCCUUUGUCAGCUGGAUCUGUUUGUGUAAAGUGUGUGGUAUGUUG
Messenger RNA from Cheilinus undulatus (humphead wrasse), 2592 nucleotides. RefSeq names its product BMP/retinoic acid-inducible neural-specific protein 3-like. The coding region runs from base 106 to 2496 and encodes 796 amino acids. Gene Ontology annotation, biological process: positive regulation of neuron differentiation; negative regulation of mitotic cell cycle. The transcript has 8 exons. Lineage: Eukaryota; Metazoa; Chordata; Actinopteri; Labriformes; Labridae. The record is from RefSeq and is a predicted model, not a curated record.